Messenger RNA from Lecanosticta acicola, 1158 nucleotides. NCBI's taxonomy places the organism in Eukaryota, Fungi, Ascomycota, Dothideomycetes, Mycosphaerellales, Mycosphaerellaceae. The record is from the annotation of a GenBank genome assembly.
AUGUCCCGGUUUGCCAUAUCCCCCUCCCCCGCAUGAGCCAAAAUCACAUACACUAAUUAACCAUUUGCCUUUGCCAGGGUGCCAAUCACUUCACUCCUGGCUCCGGACACGCCCAGCGUCGAGCGAUUCACUCUUCACGGGAGGACAUAUUGCAAGUUCCAAGACGAAGUCUACAAUUUCCCAGCAGAUGACGUACGGAGCACCUGCCCGACAUCCUGCCCGCUCUGGCUAACCACGCUGCAGACCGAAUUCGAACGACUGGACAUCAUGCAUCAUCUAAUCUAUCUCGUCGCCCUGAACAAGCAGUUACACCUCGCCACUCUCAGAUCAAGUCCCAGGAGAAUUCUCGAUGUCGGUUUUGGUACAGGCUUCUGGAUGUUCGACAUCGAGAAGAUGUACCCCUCCGCUGAGGUAAUUGGUAUCGAUCUGGAAAACCAAAUCGGUGCCAACCCGGGAAGGACGGGUUGCAUCUUCAAAGCUCCCGUCGAUUUCAACUCUUCGCCAUGGCCAAUUGAAGAUGCCUCGGUGGAUCUGGUGCACAUGGCUCAGCUCUGUGGAUGUGUGGCGGACUGGCAACAGCAGUACGGCAAGGCAUACAGAUGUCUGCGGCCGGGAACCGGCCAGAUCGAGCACGUUGAAGUUGACUGGACUCCUCGAACACAUGAGUCACAUUACCCGGCUGCCGCUAUUGACGUGCACAAUUGGUGGUAUUGGAUGUGCCAAGCUUCCAGCCAGUCGGGAAAGCCCAUGGCCUACCGAGAAGAUACGGAAGAUCUGCUGGAGCAUGCGGGCUUUGUAGAUGUGGCACACAAGCGCAUUCGCGUCCCGCUUUUCGUUCACAGCGCUCGGAAGGACCAACGAGAAUGGGCUCUGGCUCAUGGAUAUCAAGUCGCCAUGGGCCACGAAGAGACGGAAUCAUUCACGGGCCUAAGCAUGCUGCUCUUCACCCGAUAUCUGAACUUUUCGCCCGCACAGGUGCUGGAGGUCUGCAACCGGGUUAAGGGGGUCAUUGGACAGAAAGAUCUCCCUCUGUACAUCAACCUGUAAGUCUGUGAUGCCGACGGAUGGUCGAUCAGCUGCGUGCAGCUUGGAGAGACUGCGAGGGCUAAGCUGAUGUGAAACAGCCACGUAUGGACCGCGCGGAGGCCCCAAAGCUGA